GUCGGCUUUGGCCGGCACUUUGUUUUGCAAUUGCGAAUUGUGCUGACAGUACUGUACAAGAGAGACGUGUGCUCCCUGUCUUUUGGAAGACCCUUUUUCAUCAGGCUGCCAUCCUAAGCAUUGUACGGGUGUCCUGGUACCGGGCAUGACGCCAAUUCCCCUGCGCGUCGUGCAAGUGCCUCUCGUUCUCUCUCGAUCAAUUUCGGCAGCAAUUCCUUCUCCAAAGUGGUCAUCUCAUUUUCCUCAUAAGCUUUCAUGACCCAGGCCUUCGUUCUUGGUGGUCUGUAUCUGAUUGCUGCUGGAAUAUACACAGCCAAGUGCUCUGGGAGUUCCAGGUUCUCAACCGUCAGUAAAGCGAAAGCACUAGGUUUGACAUACCCUGUGUACCUGGUAGGCUUUUUGGAUACGUGCAAAGACAAUCGCUUUCUUCCACUCAUCCUGGAUGGUCAGACGCAGAGCUUGACCCAUCCCAAACGAAUCAUCGACUGCCUUGACGCGAUUCUUCUGGAAUGGCGUGAGCACGUUGCUUGCGUGGAACUCCGUCAUGUUGCGUGCGCCACUGUCCAGUAUUGCUUGACAGACUUGAUGGACACUCGAGGCGAGGUAGCUCAUCGUACGGGCUCGAAGUGACAGCUUUUCAAAUUGGACAUACUUGAAGAGACUGGAAAGCUCAGAUGGUGUCACUUCGUCGAAGCUCGAGGCACAAACGGUGAUGAAGCGUGACAGUGCUUCGUCUUUUGAUAUCAAGAUUUGGUCACGGCAAGCAUCACACAGGAUUGCACUUGGUGUCAGCCCAUGAUCUUGUGCGAUUGACUCACUUGAGACUUGCGUAGCGCACUGCCAUACCUCUGGAUCGACAGUGGUAGCAUAUAUGAUCGAGCCAGAGGAGACGAAAGUAGUUGCGAGGGGACAUGAAGGAGGGAAGUUGGGCAGGAAGAUCUGAGAUCUUCAAACGCGCCUUGUCAUAAUGUCUGAAGUCAGCGCGGG
Messenger RNA from Protomyces lactucae-debilis, 987 nucleotides. RefSeq lists its product as uncharacterized. The transcript has a single exon. Lineage: Eukaryota; Fungi; Ascomycota; Taphrinomycetes; Taphrinales; Protomycetaceae. The record is from RefSeq and is a predicted model, not a curated record. The coding region runs from base 256 to 630 and encodes 124 amino acids.